UUCUGAACAAGGAAAGAGACAUGUUGAAAAUAGUAUUUCUCUAUGUAUUUAUAUAUGGAGCUGCCAACGAUGUUCUAGCAAGGAGCCACGGCAAAAGGAACAAAUGGCACGAUGGCGGGAAGAUUGUGGGCGGAACGGAAACCAAUAUAACAUCGUAUCCAUAUCAAGUAUACGUGGAGGUUCUAAGAGGUGUUCUAUCCUAUGGUUGUGGAGGAAGCAUUCUUAGUGACAAAUACGUGUUAACUGCUGCCCAUUGUCUAACAGGCGUCUCAAGAGUACGGGUUAGAGCAGGCAGUACAUCGGCAAGCAGUGGUGGCACCAGAUAUACAACAUUCUUGUACAAGAUCCAUCCUGACUACGAUCCUAUAACUAGUGAUAAUGAUAUUGGUAUAAUUAGAAUGGUGCGAAAAAUGACAUUGGACGGUGUAAAUACUAGAGCUGUAGCAUUACCAUCCGCUGACACAGUUAUAGACGAAGGCCAAAAUGUUGUUGUUACCGGAUGGGGUGCUACUUCUGAGGGAGGUUCUGGUUCGGAUACUUUGAUGGUGGUAACGGUACCGGUUGUCUCACUGCAAUCUUGUAAUGAGACUUACUCAAACAGUAUCACACCACGAAUGUUUUGUGCUGGGUACGAAGAAGGUGGCAAGGAUUCUUGUCAGGGCGAUUCUGGCGGUCCAGCUGUUGACGAAACAACCGGUGAGCAAUUAGGAGUAGUGUCAUUCGGCAGAGGCUGCGCUCGACCCAACGUUCCCGGCGUGUAUACGAACGUCGUCGAAUUCUUAGACUGGAUAGCUGAGAAUACUAGUUCUUAACCAAAAUUUCUGUUCUCUUUUAGGCUGUGUUAAUAUAUAGAUAAGAACCUGAAUGACACAAAAGGAAUUUUUAUAAAUGUUGAUGUCAGUAUACCAGUAAUAGGACAUAACAAUCGAAAAUCCAGGAAUAGUAUUCAUUAAUCUAAACAACAUUUCGAAAAAUAAUAAACAAUUUUUAAUCCAAUCAUACCUACUGGAUGUUUACAAUAGCUGUACUUAGUCUGUUAAAUAUAUUUAAUUAUGCUAUUAAUUUUAUUUAUUGUUGGUGUUGGUUAUUAUUAUAUGUUAUUACAUAGUUUAAUAAUGAUACAAUUUCAAACA
Messenger RNA from Galleria mellonella (greater wax moth), 1133 nucleotides. RefSeq names its product trypsin-3-like (gene Coc). Bases 21 to 812 code for a protein of 263 amino acids. Gene Ontology annotation, biological process: proteolysis. Gene Ontology annotation, molecular function: serine-type endopeptidase activity. NCBI's taxonomy places the organism in Eukaryota, Metazoa, Arthropoda, Insecta, Lepidoptera, Pyralidae. The record is from RefSeq and is a predicted model, not a curated record. The transcript is spliced from 5 exons.